UCUCAAGUGACAAUGGAAGAGAUUGCGCGCGUCGAGCGGUGCAGUCCGACCGACUAUUACGCGAUUCUGGCCGUCGAUCAGCAGACAUGGACGGCAGACAGCGUGCGGCGGCAGUACAUUCGGCUCUCGCGGCUCGUGCAUCCAGACAAGCACGGAAACAGUCCAUCGUCAACAGCUGCCUUCCAACGCGUUGCUGCGGCGUACAAGGCAAUAGGAACAGAGGAAGGCAAGCGCGCAUAUGACGCAGCUCAAGCAGCUGGCACAGGUCCUACUUGGAGCAACACAACUACUGUAAAUGCCGAAGAGCUCCUGGCCGAAGUCCUCCGUCAGAUGUACAAGGAAUUCUGCGAGGGAGAGCUGGACAAUAUCAUGCGGAUGCUCGACCAGGUCAUGGCGUUGCAGCCAGACUUGCAGCUCGAUCGUCAGUCCAUCCUCACAACGUUGGAGCGGUCGAGCAAGUGGGUUCAGUCGGUUCAAACAAUGUCAGCCAGCAUCAAGGAGGAGUUUCUGACCUUUGCAGACGCCUACGGACGGUUUCACGCGCUCGCAUACUCGGACAUUUUCGGCCGCUUUGAUCUCGCGCUGCUGUGCAUUCGAGUGGUGAUUGGCCUGCCCACCAAGACUGCAGGGACAUCGUUUGCCAUCCCCGAGCGGGCAGUAUCCCUGAUCAUAUCCACACAGAAUGCCAUUGAUGUUGGUCGCACACACAUUCAAAACUUUUCAGAGAGCUGGAACCGGGCCUCCGUCGCAGAGCAUCUGCAAAACGUCGCGCUCGGCACUAUUCGAGCGAUUGCUAAUUUGAGAAGCGGCAGGACGUCUGCGUCUCUGGAUUCUGCCGUGGAGUCUGCCGCAGCAGCAAGUAGCAGCGAGGGUGAUCCUGCACCGACCGCUCCCGCUGUUGAUUAAAUCCCUUGUUUUGUUGCUCCAAUGUGAAUAUCAAAUGCAUAUGACAUGGACUCCUUGUCAGUACUUUGUG
This is a messenger RNA of Capsaspora owczarzaki ATCC 30864, 976 nucleotides long. RefSeq lists its product as hypothetical. The coding region runs from base 13 to 906 and encodes 297 amino acids. Lineage: Eukaryota; Filasterea; Ministeriida; Capsasporidae. Gene Ontology annotation, biological process: cellular response to misfolded protein. The record is from RefSeq and is a predicted model, not a curated record. Gene Ontology annotation, molecular function: Hsp70 protein binding. Gene Ontology annotation, cellular component: endoplasmic reticulum membrane. The transcript is spliced from 4 exons.